Paramecium sonneborni is the source of this 885-nucleotide messenger RNA. Lineage: Eukaryota; Ciliophora; Oligohymenophorea; Peniculida; Parameciidae. The record is from the annotation of a GenBank genome assembly.
AUGUUAUAUGAACACUUUUUAAAUAAAGAUAAAAUAAAUUAAAUAUAUAAAAGCUAUUGUUCAAUUUUCCAGGUUUAAAAACAAAGUUAGAGCAGGAGAAUGUUAAUUUUAGAUAAGUGGAGGCACAGUAUUUUUGAUAAAAGAAUUAAUUUGAUAUUAACAACUUAUAAUUAAUUGGAAUUAAAAAGAAGAAUCUUAAUAUAAAAAUUAUUUAACCAUUACAUCUGUUUAAGUCUUUUUAAGAUGUCAAUCUAAAUAAACUUUAAAGUUAGAUGUGAAGCUAAACUUAAUCAACAAUUAUAUAUUGUUGGUGAUGCUAAACUUUUAGGCGAAUGGCAUCCAUCAAAGGGCCUUAAAUUAAAUACUUAUUAAGAAAUCUACCCUUGCUGGACAGGAACAUUAAUAGGAGAUUUUGAACCAAGUAUCUUAUUCCAUCAUCAUAAGAUUGUCUCAUAUUGUUUAAAGCAGUCAUUAUAGGGUUGGAUAAUAUAAUUUGGGAAUAAAACGAAAAUAGAGCACUUUAUAUUAAAUACUAAUCUCAAAGUGUCAUAUUUUCAUUUAAUUCACAUGAUGCAUAAUUAAUAAAAAUUAAAUCCUUUUUCGAUAAUCAACAAGAAGAAACUACUGAUUUCUGUAAUAUAUAAUAUUGUUUACAAUAGUUGGUGUUAGAAGAAGGAAAUUUAAAAAAUCAUUUAGUCCUUUAGACUUUGCAUGUCUUAGUUCUGUAAAAUAUGUUAAUAAUUGCAAUUUUAGGAUUCAGAUUCUGACCAUAGCAAUAUUUCUUCUUUAUUUAACUCAAGUGUAAACUCUCAAAACUCUAGUAUUCGUCAAUUAGAUAAUCAUUAAAAUUCAGAAUUUAAUUCCUAAUAUAAGUAUCAAUAUUGA